AAAGAUUAGUGAAAAAUGAACUUCCGCGUGUGCCUCGCUUCACUUCCUUUUUACUUCCGGAGGCGCACGCUUGAGCCGAACUGUAGUUUUGCACAAUGAAGAUCGUUACCUGGAACAUAAACGGCAUAAGGACUUUCAGAGGCGGCAUCAAACAGGCUCUUGAUUCACUAGACGCAGAUAUUAUCUGCGUUCAGGAGACAAAAGUGACGAGAGACCUGCUUGACGAAAGAACGGCCAUUGUUGACGGCUACAACUCCUAUUUCAGCUACAGUCGAGGACGCAGCGGUUAUUCAGGGGUUGCCACUUACUGUAAGGACAGUGCCACUCCUUUUGCUGCUGAGGAGGGUCUCUCGGGUCUGCUGACCAACCACGAAGGGGCUGUUGGAUGCUACGGUGACCACGCUGAGUUUUCAAAUGAGGAGCUGCAGCUUUUGGACAAUGAAGGACGAGCCAUCAUCACACAGCACAGGAUCAUGUGUCAGGACAAAGUGCAAACUGUUACUGUAAUCAAUGUAUACUGUCCGCGGGCUGACCCUGAGAAGCCAGAGCGAAAACAGUUCAAACUGCACUUCUACAAGCUGCUUCAAGGUCGGGCUGAGGCUAUUCUGAAAGAUGGCAGCCAUGUGAUUGUUCUAGGAGAUGUAAAUACAUCUCACCGGCAAAUAGACCACUGUGACCCCAGUGAUAAUGAUGAUUUUGGGGAAAACCCUGGGAGGAAGUGGCUGAAUAGCUUUUUGCACAGUGGCAAACCAGAAGAGGACAGAGACGAGGAGGAGCCUGAUGGAGAAUCCGUCCACGGUGGUAAAUUUGUGGACACCUUUCGCUAUUUCCACCCAACUCGAACAAAUGCCUUCACAUGCUGGUCCACUCUCACUGGAGCGCGACAGACCAACUAUGGCACACGCAUUGACUAUAUAUUCGCCGACUGCCAGCUCGCUGAGGAGCAGUUUGUGGCAGCAGACAUCAUGCCAGAGGUGGAGGGGUCAGACCAUUGCCCUGUAUGGGGGCAACUGAGCUGCCCUCUCCUGCCCAGCUCCAAGCCUCCUCCCCUCUGCACUCGCUACCUGCCAGAGUUUGCUGGCAAGCAGCAGAAACUCUCCCGCUUCCUUGUUAAGGUGGACCAAAAAUCACUUCAGUCAGAGCAGAGGGAUGCAUUACCUGGAUCUCAAGAGGAAGAAGAAAGGAGGGAGAAUGUAAACCCAUGUGGAGCUGGAAACAUCUCUGGUAAAAAACGGGUAUUAACAUCAGACUCUGUUGCCCCAAAAGGGAAAAAGACAAAGACAGUAAAGACUUCUUCAAAGCCACAAGGCAGUCUCCUUUCCUUUUUCAAACCUAAACUCACAAAUGUUGUUCCCCCUACUGAAGCCCCUGUCAGACAGUGUGAAAAAACACUCCACCUUGAUGAAAUGACGCCAACACAAAACUCCCCAAAAGCAUCCACAACUACAGAAAAUGGUAGAGUACUUGAGGACACAGAGUCAGUCUUUGAUGGUUGCCCACAGACGUGUGCCAGCAGCACCGUAGAGAAACCUGACAAACAUACAGUGACAAAACUGCCACAGUCAAUCCCACAGCCUACUGUACGACACCCAAAUGCCAACAAAGGGGCAUCGCUGGUGUUUUGGAAGUCAGUGCUUCAUGGACCACCUCCACCACCUUCAUGUAAGGUCCAUGGAGAACCCUGUGUGCUUCGUACUGUAAAAAAGGAGGGGCCAAACAUGGGCAAACAGUUCUUUGUGUGUGCCCGUCCUCAGGGACAUGCCUCUAACCCAGAGGCUCGGUGUAAUUUCUUUGCAUGGGUUGACAAGGGGAAGUGACAUGGUCACUGCAUGGACCCACGCAUUGUUUUUUUCCUGACUCAUGAGUAAAACCUCUAGUUCAAACAAUUACUGUAAGAUUACUACACAGAUGUCUCAACAGUUCACAUUUUAAUUGUUGACUAUGUGUUUUUUCUUAGCUAAAUAAUAAAAGCAAAUAGUUU
Lates calcarifer (barramundi perch) is the source of this 1981-nucleotide messenger RNA. It is a transcript of the gene apex2, whose product is annotated as APEX nuclease (apurinic/apyrimidinic endonuclease) 2. The record is from RefSeq and is a predicted model, not a curated record. The transcript is spliced from 6 exons. Gene Ontology annotation, molecular function: DNA-(apurinic or apyrimidinic site) endonuclease activity; phosphoric diester hydrolase activity; endonuclease activity. Gene Ontology annotation, biological process: base-excision repair. The coding region runs from base 96 to 1817 and encodes 573 amino acids. NCBI's taxonomy places the organism in Eukaryota, Metazoa, Chordata, Actinopteri, Centropomidae. Gene Ontology annotation, cellular component: nucleus.